Molecule: messenger RNA, 1871 nt
Organism: Ciona intestinalis (vase tunicate)
Lineage: Eukaryota; Metazoa; Chordata; Ascidiacea; Phlebobranchia; Cionidae
Source: RefSeq, a predicted model, not a curated record
AAUACCUUGCUUUUAUUAUAGAACUAUUGUUGUAGGCAAGCAAAUUUCAAAUAUUUAUACAAUUAGAACAACCACAGCUGUAUGAGUAGUUGUUAGUAGCAAUGUAUUUGUCUAUUCCUAUUAUUAUAUGCGUCUUGUUCGCUGGUGUACAACAGAGUAUGGGAACAGAAAUCAGCGUACCAUGCAGUGGGGCCGAAAAAUCCGGCUUCGAAAAACAGUCAACCUGGGAUGCGAGUUGUACCCAGGUUUGUCAGUACACAUGUGGCUCAACAAAAGAAACUCUGACCAACUGCACCACGCCCGUCACUCCAGCUACAUGCACAGGAACGAACACCUGCAGUAACACAACUGGAUGUACUUGUCCUGCACAGAUAACAGUGACUACUACGUUCGAACAAGCUGUUGUUAGGACAUUGGAUUGCUUCAAUACCUCAAUCAAGAUCGUAUUGGACAAAUGUGUUCUCAACUAUUUCGGAAUAAAACUUGGUGAUCUAUUCCUUGGGACCCCGAGUGAUUUGACCAAGACACAACUAGCAGCAGUCACACCAAAUGAUACGUGUAGAGGCAUUACCAGUUAUGAGAAUGGACCAAGUUACGUGUUAGAUUACACAUUUGCUGAAAAGGACAGUUGCAACGCUAUAAUUGAGCAAACGACUACGGAAUUGAUAUUCAAGACAGCAAUCCAUGGCCUUAGUGGUGGCAGUGGAUCAGCCGUGGACAGAACUUCUGUGUUCCGAUUAAACUUCCAGUGCACUUAUCAGAGAAACUACACCAAAACACCGCGAGGGUUUCUUACCCCAACUUGUGCCGCAAAUGAAACAUUCGCUAAUGGAACCUGCAUCAGUUCGGCAUACUUUCAAAUCCAGCUACCCCUCGUAACACGGGUGUUUGACGCUCAAUUAAAUGAUCGAACCUCGACUUUGUAUGCUGCGUACACAACUGAAGCGGAAAAAAUUGCGAGAGCAUUAUUCAUGGGAAUUAACAUGCCGCCUCUUCAAAUCGUCAUUCUAGGAUUUAAAAAUGGAAGUGUUAUCAUUGAUUUUGCUGUUGAACUUAGAGUAAACCCUUUAACGCCACCCAUGGACGUACAGAUGAGUUUGUCACGUUAUAUCGUGGCAGUUAUGAACAACCAAAUACCCAGUUCGGACCCGAACGUUGCCUUGCUAAUGCAAUACUCGUUUGGACCUCUUUCGGUGGGGAAAAUAACUGCUACCCAAACUGAAAUAUUGUCCAAGAACCCCUGCUACACUAAGCUUGAUACCUGCCAUACAAAGGCUAUAUGCAAAGCCAUAUCAGUUACAGAUUACGUAUGCACUUGUGCAGGUGGAUAUGUGGAUGUUCUCCCAAGCAACCCUGGUCAUGUCUGCCACUCUCCUUGUGACGCAACAAACGAAGGUUACUGUCUAAACAAUGGUAUUUGUGUUAUUGAACCAAUAUCUGGAUCGCCCCGGUGCCUCUGUCAAGCGGAGUACAUGGGAGUUACCUGCCAAGAUCUAAAAGCUAACGAACCAAUUCGACGACUUUUGGAAAUUCUGCCUUGGGUUGCUGCCGCCAUUUUGCUGAUUUUCUUCGGCCUGGCAAUUGUGUUGUAUUGCAGACGUAGAGCUUACAUGAAGAAAACAUUCGCAAAGACAGCGUUUAUGCCAGAUACAAGGCCCAGCAACUCGGACGCGGUGGUCGGUCUUAUGCGCCACAGUGAACAAAGGACUGUUCUAGAAUAAAACAUCUGAAUAACAAUUUAAUUGCGGCGGAUACUUAAUUAUUAAAGGGACGCAUCUUUACCAUUAAUAACAGACAAUUACUUAUCAAUCUAAUCCUAAGUUUAUUGCAUUCAAUCCUCUCACUAUAACAACGGCAUAUGGACUUGUAAA